Molecule: messenger RNA, 5579 nt
Organism: Misgurnus anguillicaudatus (oriental weatherfish)
Lineage: Eukaryota; Metazoa; Chordata; Actinopteri; Cypriniformes; Cobitidae
Gene: trak1a
Product: trafficking protein, kinesin binding 1a
Biological process (GO): anterograde axonal transport of mitochondrion; vesicle transport along microtubule; neurogenesis
Cellular component (GO): cytoplasmic vesicle; dendrite; mitochondrion
Molecular function (GO): myosin binding; GABA receptor binding
Source: RefSeq, a predicted model, not a curated record
GGGUCAGGCGUACAGGAACAACGAGCGUAGAAGCCGGCCGGCGGUUCGGUCUAUGUUUAGUGAUGGCCAUGUGACUGGUGUCAUCAUCAGCAUGCCAGACAUGGCUGUGCUGUGUCCGCGUUAGCCUCCUCCCCUGCCUUUCCACUUUCCCUCUCUUCUUCCUGUGAUCGCUCGCUCCGUUGACUCGUGUCUAAUCCUAAACUACUGGAAAAUGUAAGUUGGGAAGAGCAGACACCGAGCCCGUGGCUACAGAACCAUGAAUGUGUGUAACAGCACUGAUCUUCCUGAGGUGGAAAUCAUCAGUUUGCUUGAAGAGCAGCUUCCUCAUUAUAAGCUGAGAGCAGACACUAUAUACGGCUAUGACCACGACGACUGGCUCCACACACCCCUCAUCUCACCUGAUGCUGCCCUCGACCUGACCACCGAGCAGAUCGAGGAGACCCUCAAGUAUUUUUUACUGUGUGCUGAUCGAGUGGGCCAGAUGACUAAAACAUAUAAUGACAUAGACGCCGUGACACGUCUCUUGGAAGAGAAAGAGCGAGAUUUGGAGUUGGCUGCACGUAUUGGUCAAUCUCUGCUGAAGAAAAAUAAAACUCUGAGCGAGAGGAACUCCUUCCUGGAGGAGCAGGUGGAGCAGAUACGAGAGGAGGUAUCUCAGCUGCGUCAUGACCUCUCAAUGAAGGAUGAACUCCUGCAGUUUUACACCAGUGCAGCAGAAGAGAGUGAUGGAGAUUCUGCUUCUACCACACCUAUUCGUCGUAAUGACUCAUCUCUCUGCAUGCCAAAUUAUCUUCCUCUGGAUUCACUGCAAAAGAAACUCAAAGACCUGGAGGAAGAGAAUAUCAGCCUCCGAUCAGAGGCGAAUCACCUGGAGACAGAGACCAUCUCGUAUGAAGAGAAGGAGCAACAGCUUGUAAAUGACUGCGUUAAAGAGCUCAGAGAUGCUAACUUGCAGAUCUCCACCAUCGCGGAGGAGUUGGCAAGGAAAACAGAGGACGCCUCCCGGCAGCAGGAGGAGAUCACGCACCUCCUCUCUCAAAUUGUGGACCUGCAGAAAAAAGCCAAAUCUUUUGCACUUGAAAACGAAGAACUCACUCAGCAUCUGGGAGCUGCUAAAGAUGCCCAAAGAGCCCUGACAUCAGAGCUGAGGGAGUUGGAGGACAAGUAUGCUGAAUGUAUGGAGAUGCUUCAUGAAGCUCAGGAGGAACUCAAGAACUUCAGGAAUAAAACUCUGCCUCUCAGUACACCACGCCGAUUCCACUCGCUCGGCCUUUUCCCAAUGGACUCUUUAGCUGCUGAAAUUGAAGGUACCAUGAGGAAAGAGAUUGAGAUGUCUGAUCCAGAAGUAGAGGAGCAAAGGUUGCACCCAAAGAGAGUCUUCCAAACAGUGCGUAACGUCAACCAAUCCGUUCGACAGCGGUCCCUGGGUCCCUCCCCUCUGAACAUCCCAGGGUCCAAUCAGACAUCCUGUAUGAACUCGAGGGGAUCUAGCUGUCGGAGCACACCUAGAUCAAGCAUGUACGGAGGAGAUGGAAGCGAAAUGGACAACCGCACCAGUAGUCUACUGCUGGACACCCAGUCACCUCACGAUGGCUCUAAUGACUCUAACAGAAAGCCUGGCACACCUGGCACCCCCGGGUCCCAUGACCUGGCGGCGGCACUGCGUCGUCUUUCCCUUCGCCGGGACAACUACCUGAGCGAGCGGCGUUUCUUUGAGGAGGAGCGAGAGAGGAAACUCAACGCCCUGGUUGAGGACAAGAACCUGUCGUACGAUGAGAGAGAUUGUGGGAGUGGCAGUGAAGACGGUGGUCCUCUAACUCCAGCCGAGAGCAUCAUGUCUCUGGGGACCCUGCACUCGGUUUAUUCCAUCUACAGCACCCGAUCCUAUCUGCCCGAGAAACUUCAGAUCGUCAAACCUCUGGAAGGUUCGGCCACUCUCCACGCGUGGCAGCAGUUAGCACAGCCCCACCUGGGCGGCAUCCUUGACACCCGGCCCGGUGUGGUGACCAAGGGCUUCCGUCCCCUCGAGCUGGACAUUCAGGAGGUGUACCAGUUCACCGACCUGGAGGAAGACGAUCCAGGACUGCAUUCCCAAUCCGGCAUCUCUACCUCUAACCUGGGCUCUCUGCCCUGCUCACCUGCUUCCCGACGGCCGCCAACCGACAACUCAAACAUCCAAGAGGAUCACCACGGAGAGGACCUUGGUGUGCCAGACCGAGGGGAGGCAGGAGAUAAGGAGGUCUCAUCUGUGCAUUUUCCUGGUAAAUGUAUGUCACACACCAGCUCAACGUACACCUUCACCACCUGCAGGAUACUUCACCCUACAGAUGAGCUCACCAGAGUCACGCCCAGCCUGUUGUCAGGUCCUUCACUGGCCUCCUGCGUGUUGUCCAACAGCAGUCUGCGUUCAACCCCCGUGUCAACCCCCUGCACACCUCGCCGGCUCAGCCUGGCGGAGAGCUUCACCAACCUCCGUGACUCUACAAAAACCACCAGUACCUCUCUGGGCCUCGUGCGCCUCCUACAGGACAGAGGUAUAUCUGCUGCUGUCUAUAACCCUCACAGCUGGGACCGGGUGGAUCGAGCCCCCGCAUCAUCUACGACACCCUCUCAUCCGGGUUCGGACAUUCUUCCCUCCACCCCUCCCAACUCGCCCAGCAAAUCUAAACCCACCAGCCCAGUGUUGCCUGUAGGCUACAGUCCCUCAGACCCCCCUUACGAAACCUUUCUGGCUUCGCGGCCGGCCAGCUCCAUUCUGAAAGAAGUGCGUGAAGCGGACGAAAGGGCUCGAUCGGACUCGCAGUGUCAGACUGAGGUUAGCGUACAAAACCUUCGACUGGUGGACAAGGUGAAAAGGUUUAGCCUGGCUCCCAGAACGCUUACCCCGGGGCCCGUGGUGGGGAUGGGGAGACCGGGAGCACCGUUUGGUGCCCACGCUGCGGUGACCUCACCCAUAGCAGGACUGCCAGUGCUAAACUCAGGGAUGAGAAGAAACCGCAGUUACCCGGCUAUGGUUGGGGCUAGUAUGGCUAUGAAGGGCCCAGGGCCACCCAGCGAGGAUCUGCUAUUGGCCCGUGGGCGACAUAGACAAACUAGUCUCAGUGAAAAGUGAAUGUUGCCCCCCUAUCAACAGUAUAUCAUCCUUGUGACAACUCAACAGUGCCUGUUAUGAAGAUGAUGAUAUUUGUAUAGAUUAUUUUGUUAUAAUGAUUCCUUCACAUACAGUACAACGCAUUCAGCAGCGUCGAUUUUUGCACUUGCUCGAUGUGGAACAUUCACGCCCCUCGGUCAGAAUCAUUUCCAAUUUAAGCACUUUUUGACUACGAAAAUAAAGGAGAAUGCCUUUUGUUUAUAAAUCUGGUCUUCCUAACCCAACAGUUAUUUUGUUUUUUGUUUUCGGUUAGCAAGAUGCUAGCAAGAGCACUUAUAGCACCUUAAUGCUAUCGGUAGCCUCGGCAAUGAUGAAAACCUUGAUUAAUUGUUCAGAAUUUAAAAAAUGGUCUAAGGUAUAGCGUUAUAGCAAGUUCCCUUAAUUGUGCCGACAAUGUAUAAAAGUUUUUUGUUUUUAAGUAUAAAUACUGUUACAGAAGCUUUGCUUCUUCUAAACUAGCCAUAAUUUUCAAUGUCUAAAAAUAUUUAAAGGUAUAGUUCACACAAAAAAAAAAUUAGCUCAUGUUUUACUUACCCUCAAGUCAUCCUAGAUGUAUUUGACUUUAUUCUUUCAGCCAAACACAGUCUGAGUUAUAUUAAAUAAUAUCCAGCUUUAUAAUGGCACUGGAUAGUGCCCCAUUUUUAAAGCUGCAAAAACGCAUCCAUCAAAUACUUAUCUGUACAGUUAUUAAAUGUAUUCAUUUAUAUUUCAAACUUUACAAACUAUGGCUAUACACAUGUUCAUGAGAGUUGAGGUCAGGUUGCAAAAACGAAAUUGCAAAAACGGGGCACUAUCCAAUGCCAUUAUAAAGCUAAAAAUAGUCAGGAUAUUAUUUCAUAUAAAUCUAACUGUGUUUGGCUUAAAAAUUAAAGUCAUAUAAACACAGUGGCGGCCGAUGACUUCUUUUCCGAGGGCACACGAUGCAAAGCUCGUAAAAACAUGUCAUGUGAGCCUAUGUGCAUCACGCGUCAUGUCAAAAUAAGUGCCUGCUGCAGUUACUUCAAAGGGGUUUAUGAUAAGAGACGCUCACGUUUGCCAGAUACUCGCUUAAUCUCAAGCAUACUCAGUGUUUAGUGUUAAGUGAGUGUCUUGCGAGUAUUCUGUGAACAUCUUUUUUAUCAUAAACCCUUUCGAUGCAUGUGCAGCAGGCAAGUAUUUUGACAUAACGCAUGAUGCACAUAGGUUCACAUGACACACCGAACACGUAUUUCGACAUGACGAGCCACACUUGACACUCCGAACACAUUUUUUUAAUUCUUGCCCCUCUGAAGAGAAGUCACCACUGCUUGAGGGUGAGUAAAAUAUAAUUUUCAUUUUGGGGUGAACCGCUCCUUUAAUAAUGCAGAGUGUAGUGUAAACCAAUUCGCUCAAUGUUUUAACAGAGGGCACUGUUGAGCACACCCCUCUCUGUUUUGUACUGUACUGUACAUCCUCUCAGACUAAAAGAUGACUGACUGAAAUAAGAGGCGGUGAAGGCGAUGCGUGUCUGCAUUUGAAACAUAAUCAUGUUGCUUUUAAUGUCAUUUUGUGUCAGACCAAUGUUAUUUAUUUAAAGUGUUUGUGUGGAUGUAUAUGGUUUAGUAUGAAAACAUGCAAUUGCAGUAUCAGGAUUUGCAAGCCUUUACAUUUCCUCAGUCAAUGGGAUGUAAAGUUCUGCUGCAAAAAUCCCGUACAUCUGCUGUGGCUUUGAAGCCUACUGACUGAUAUUGUUUCAUACAUGAAGGAUAUGAAGUGUGAACUGCAAGCUUUAAAGAUUUCAAGGGUGCAAUUGUAAUUCAUAUAGUGCCUUUUCUUUCGUUUUGACAGACUUCAACAUAAUGGCUUUGCCUGCAACAGUAUGCACUGUAAUUGUGUUGAUGUAUUGACUUCCUAAUGGUUUUAACCUAGUUGACAAUGCAGAUCUAGGAUGUAACAUUUGCUGGACAUAUUAUAUUUGAUGAAGAAGCACAUACAGUUGAAACUGAAAGAGAUUUGUCAGGUGAAAGUGUGCGCGCUUGCAUUUAUUCAUACCUUGACGUUUGUUGAAUGUGUUACAGAACCACAGAGGUUUCUGCCAUGACUGAAUAUUGAUUUCAAUGGUGUUUAUUUCAUCGGAUUACUGAAGGGACGUUUUACUUGUAUAUUGUAAAUGGUAAAUAUGCAAAGAGUUUAAACAUGCUAACUUUUUUAAUAAAAAACAAAAAUAGAACGAAAAAAGACAAAAUGUUGACAGCUUGUCCGAAUGCUGGUUAAAAACAGAGUUUUUGUUCAUGAAUUUUGGAAGCUCCUGUUUACAGAGGUCAUCAAUAAACCAGUUCAGAUCAUCUUGUGUCUGUUGUCUUUCCCUCUCGAAUCCAUUGUUAUACGGUAAAAUAUAUUUGAUCUAGAGCUGUCAAAAGAUUAAUCUCAAUUAAUCGAAUACAAAAUAAAAGUUUGUGUUUGCAUAAUA